AUGGCGGCUUCCAAUCUUGGGAGAAGGACAGCUGUGUUAUUUGUUGUAAAAACCUUUUCUCUUCAAAGACCAGUUUUACCGAUCGUUUCCAGAUGUGGGAGUUUGUUCCAGAUUGCUACCUACAACCCGAAACCUUUGAGACUGAAUAUCAAGGAUCCCUACAUUCCUGAUAAAGAAAAAGAAGAUACCCCUGACUGGCAAAAGACAGACAAGUUUGACCGUAAGCUAUUCGGGCGAUAUGGUUCUAUUUCUGGUGUCGAUCCAGUGAAAUUGUGGCCAAGCCCCAAAGAGCUGGAAAGGUUAAUAGCAGAGGAGCAAGAAUGGCAACCGACUCUGGAAGUUAUGCUACAGAACGUUGCGGCAAAGGAAAUGGAGAGGGAAAAGAAAGUGAAGGCCAGGGAGAAAUUAAUUGCCACCAACAUGGCGAAGAUGCCUAAGAUGAUCGAAGACUGGCGUCGCGAGACGCGCGCGCUGAAGAUGAAGAAGAAGGAAGAAAAGGCGCGAAAGGAGCGGCUGGUGGCAGAGGCCCGCGAGCGCUUCGGCUACGCGCUGGACUCCCGCAGCCCCAAGUUCCUGGAGAUGGUGCAGGAGAUCGAGAAGGAGGAGAAGAAGAAGAAAAAGCUGCUGAAAAGCAGAAUGAAACAGGGUGACGCUGCACCAGCUGCACCCAGGACUUCAUGAUUUACAUCUCAGUGAAGGACGACCUUGUAAAUAAUGAUCAUAAUUAAAAUGUUUUUCAUCCCAUCAAA
This is a messenger RNA of Brienomyrus brachyistius, 749 nucleotides long. RefSeq names its product growth arrest and DNA-damage-inducible, gamma interacting protein 1 (gene gadd45gip1). Gene Ontology annotation, cellular component: nucleus. The transcript is spliced from 2 exons. Bases 1 to 681 code for a protein of 226 amino acids. The record is from RefSeq and is a predicted model, not a curated record. Lineage: Eukaryota; Metazoa; Chordata; Actinopteri; Osteoglossiformes; Mormyridae.